Molecule: messenger RNA, 456 nt
Organism: Parascedosporium putredinis
Lineage: Eukaryota; Fungi; Ascomycota; Sordariomycetes; Microascales; Microascaceae
Source: the annotation of a GenBank genome assembly
AUGGCUUCCGAGAAGCUUCCCAUCACCUCCCUACCGGUUUGGGCGACUUUUAAUAAUGUCAGGCUCAGUAAUGUCAAGAUCGAGUCAAUCGACGGCAAGGGGCAAGGUCUCAUUGCGGAAACAGAGCUCUCAGCUCCGGAUGGGUCCGAGCCGCCCUUAUUACUGAGAGUCCCUCAUGAGGUGACCCUCUGUGAGGAUGUCAUUUCCGGCUACGCAAAGGCGGACAGGCGUUUCCAUGAGCUCCUUGAAGUUCUUGGGCCUCAGUCCACUCGGGUGAGGGCCUUGAUAUUCCUCCUCGCCCAGACCAUACACGCCGAGUUGAGGCAGGCAGAUAGCGGCGUAUCUACCCCGUGGACGGAGUACGUCCGGUAUCUUCCGGACGAUGUCUUCUUGCCUACCAUGUGGCGCGAUCACGAGCGUGCCCUGCUCCGGGAACCUCGCUUGAGUCGGCUGUAG